AUGACUAAAGAUAUUUAUAAAUAUUUAGAGGAAUUUCCAUUAUGGGAAAAUAUUAUGAACAAUGGAGAAAUUACAAAAGAACCGAUUAAAAAUACUGAAUGUAAUGACAUUAGAGAAGAUAUACCUAUAAAAUUUCGUUCGGAUAUUGACAAUAUAUGCAAAAAAGUUGAUUCCUAUACACGAUAUUUAAGCAUAUAUCACACGAGUUCCUCUUGGAAUUCCAAAUCGUGUUGCAUAUAUUUGUAUUAUUGGCUAUAUAUUUAUUAUGAUAAUGAAGACUAUGUUGAUGAAGUUAAAGAGCUUUAUAAUAAAUUAAUAAAUGUAUUUUAUGAUUCAAUUGGUCUGGGAUGUAAGUUUCAUAAGGAGAAUACAUUUACAUAUAUUGAAAUAUUAAACCUCAAAGAUAUAUAUGACAUGAACACUAAGCUUAAUAAAAUAAGUGAGAAAACUGAAGUAUCUAAUAAAGAAUGUGAAUGUGCAAAAGAAUGUGCAAAUAAAUAUAUGGGAUACAAGGAUACAUGUAAAUACAACACUUUCCCCUUUUUUUGUAAUGCAUUAGAAGUGUUUAGAGAAAAAUAUAAUAAAAAAUUAUCAUCUAUUAAUUGUGAUAAUGGUACCCCCAAAAUUUUACCUUCCUUACAGACGAAUAAUAUAGUAACGUUUACAUUAAUUCCAAUUUUCACUCCAUAUGGUCCAUGUAUCCGACAUGAAUUAAUGAGGAAAAGGAAAAAAUAUGAUAGUAUAGAUAAUGAAAGUAAUAUAACGAAAUUAUGCGAAACAUCUACUUAUGAUUUUAAAAAUAAUAAAUAUCUUAUAUUAUACAACACUCACUAA
Messenger RNA from Plasmodium gonderi, 834 nucleotides. RefSeq names its product variable surface protein. Lineage: Eukaryota; Apicomplexa; Aconoidasida; Haemosporida; Plasmodiidae. The record is from RefSeq and is a predicted model, not a curated record. The coding region runs from base 1 to 834 and encodes 277 amino acids. The transcript is spliced from 3 exons.